AUGGCAGACUCUCCAGAUUCCGCUCUGGCCUACUUGCGUAGCCGGAGCCUGGUCGACUGCGAUACCCUGGAUGCAAAGGUUGCACGGAUGCUUGGCCCGUUCCAAGACUGCACGUCGAACCAGGCAAUUGCAUUUUCCGAGCUUUCCAAGCCAGAACACAAGGAACUGAUUGCCGAGUCGCACUUGAAAGCCGGUACCCUCUUGAGAUUAAUGGCACAGUCUAAAGAUCCUCGAUUUGCUGGGAUUGAGCUUGACGAACUGGCCGUUGAGAUUGCAACAGUUAAAUUGGCCAUCCAGGUCACGCCUUAUCUGCAUGGCCGGGUACAUGUGCAGACGAAUCCGUAUUAUGCUUAUUCGAUCGAGAAGACGAUAGCAAAUGCUUUUCGAAAAGGAAUUGUCCAUCUUUUCAAGGACCUUGCUCCGGGCUGGGACAGUUCUAGAAUCUCUAUCAAAAUACCAUGCACUUGGGAAGGCAUGAUUGCUUGUCGAACCUUGCAACUGGCAGGCGUACAUACACUCGCUACAACUCUGUUUUCAAUUACCCAGGCCGUUCUAGCUGCUGAGGUGGGCUGCACAUAUGUAGCGCCAUAUGUCAAUCAGCUCAAAGUUCACUUUGAGCCGGGAUUUGUUGACCCAAACAAACUAUUCUCACUUUGCCACCUGAUUCAAAGUUACUACAAGUCAAUAAACGCGGUCACCCAAGUCUUACCCGCAAGUCUUACGUCUACCGACGAAGUGCUGGCUUUGGCAGGCGUGGAUCAUAUAACAGUCGCUCCUCCUCUUCUCCAGCUUCUAUCUCGUCCAGACUGCGGUAUACCAGGAUCUGUGUUUGACAACGCGGCAUCGGAGAUACCGCCUCCGCUGAAACAGCCAUUGUACAUGAAAGACGAAGCCGCGUAUCGCAUUGCUUUCACUCGGGAUUUGGCCGGCGCUAGUGAGGAAAAAUUGAGCCAGGCCAUUAAUAUCUUUUGCGAUAUGCAGGACAAGCUUAUUGCGCUUAUCAAGUCCAAGUCCGAAUAG
Talaromyces rugulosus is the source of this 1020-nucleotide messenger RNA. RefSeq lists its product as uncharacterized. Gene Ontology annotation, molecular function: transaldolase activity. Gene Ontology annotation, cellular component: intracellular anatomical structure. The transcript has 7 exons. The coding region runs from base 1 to 1020 and encodes 339 amino acids. NCBI's taxonomy places the organism in Eukaryota, Fungi, Ascomycota, Eurotiomycetes, Eurotiales, Trichocomaceae. The record is from RefSeq and is a predicted model, not a curated record. Gene Ontology annotation, biological process: pentose-phosphate shunt, non-oxidative branch; carbohydrate metabolic process.